AUAGCAGGCUUUAGUGCAGGUUUUCUGUGAGCCUUUACUGCAAGUUGCCAAAAACAACCGAUGCAAAAAGUGAAUUUUUUUACCCUGGAUCUAAAUUGGGCUACACUCUAGCACUCCAUGAAAAACCCAAAUUGUGUGCAAAGUGCUCCCUGAUAGCUCACAGGGACUUUGAGGUAAAUUUGGCUGAUAUGUGAACACACACCUCCAUUCCAGAGGAGGUUCGAACUAAACGUUGGGUGUGAAAAACUUCCAGGUUUCUUUCCCAUUCUACUGUAUUCUUCUUUAACACUCUUGAAAAGGUACACACCACAUCCAUGUAUAGGGAGACACCUGCUACAGCCACUGGAAGCGAUACUGUGCUGGGCUUAAAUAGAGAGAAUCGCUUUCUUGCUGCUGAAUACAGGAGGGCCAGCACUUAAACAUAAUGCCUCUUUGCAGGGGUUUUCAGGGUUAACAAUUAGGACUGGAAACUGCAACCAGCAGGGUUGCAGGCUGGCAAGAAAACUGGAAGGAGCAAAGAGUCGGAUGAAGGUGCAGCAUAUAGCCAGCGUGGUAUAGUGGUUAGAGUGCUGGACUAAGACCAGGGAAACCCGAGUUCAAAUCCCCAUUCAGCCAUGAUAUUAGCUGGGAGACUCUGGGCCAGUCACUUUUCUCUCAGCCUAACCUACUUCAUAGAGUUGUUGUGAGGACAAACUCAAGUAUGUAGUACACCGCUCUGGGCUCCUUGGAGGAAGAGCAGGAUAUAAAUGUAAUAAUUAAUGUUGUUGUUGUUGUUGUUAUUUCUUGGUGAGACAUAACUUUAUAAUAAUAAUAACAAUAUGGUGAGACGUAACUUUAAUAAAUCUAUACCGGAUCAGUCGUCGCCCGGGUCAACAAGGACCACGCCAGGUGCUGGACUCCCUGGACAUCUGGUGGCAAGUGGGCAACAGGACUCAGGAUCUUCAGUUGAGCAACCGGGGCUGGAGACUGCAAGGUUACUGGAAGAAACGUCGCUUAACCGAAAAAAAUAUACGAAAAAUGCCAACAAGGAAAUAAUGAUCUGCUAUUACAAGUCUAGUCCAACUAGAAGAGGUUAUUUAAAAAGAAUGUACCAAAUUAGGAAAGAGAAGCAUCCAGAUACAGAAAUAACAGAACAAAGGCUAGCAGACCAGAGAAGAUUCAUAAUAAGAAAUAAAGUAUUCACAGAAGUUGAGCUGGAAGCAGGGUGGAUAAAAAUCAAUGAUUUUUUAUUUUUUUUAAUCAAAAAAAUCAGAUUUUUUUGAUUUAAAUUGGAUUUUUUUAUUUAAAUUGGAUUUUUUUUAAAAUAAAAUGCUUUUUGAGGAAAAUAUAUUACCAUCCAAAGGUUAUUCCAUCAUGAAAUAAAGAUUAGUUUUUUAAUUAUGUAGAAUAAGGCUGUAUAUGUUUAAUUUUUUUGGUAAAUAAAUUCCAUUAAUCCAUUCAUAAUGUCAUGCUCUUCCAGAGGUUUUUGUAAGAUUAUUGGGCAGUUUCUCUGCCUACAAGAUAUUAUCACAGAUGCUUGGUUUACUUUUGCAGUUCUCAAAACUGAAUUUGACUCAGCAGAGAUCACAUGCCUCUUCUUCACAGCAAAAAUGUUAUGACAUGAACGGAGUUGAGAAAAAGACCUUAAUCCUAUUGUUCUACAAACCUAUGAAUACAGAAUCAACCCCUUCAGUGCUAAGUUUCAAGAAAUUCAGUGAAAUAGAAUAGAAACAAUAUUUUUCUGAUUGUUUGGAGUGGAAUAGAUCUGCACAAGAAGAAAGUGAAACUAAGUGUGAGGAGGGAGGGGCAAGCAGACAAGCAGUACAAAAUGAAAGUGAAACUUUCUGAGCACAAUACUGCAUAGCCACAGACAGACAAGUCUUUGGAUCUUUUUGUGUGUAUGACCUGAGGUUUAUCACAUUCUUUCCUUGGAGGAAAAAACCUAUAAUGGCAGCAGGCCGUAAAAGAGACCCAGUUUGGCAAUAUUUUAAUGAAGUUCCUUUACCUAUCGGUAAGGCAGGCAUGCGUGCAAAAUGCAAACACUGCAACAAAGAAAUGCAAGGCCUGGUGGCCCGAAUGAGGCAACAUCAUGAGAAGUGCUGUGAUGAAGAUGACCAAAGAAACACAUUUGAACAGGCAGGAUCUUCAGGGGAAUUCAUGGAUUCUGGAAACUAUCCACCUUCAAGAUCACCAUCCUCCUGUUCUACAGUUUCAGAGUUAUCCAUCCAGGAUAGUGCUUCAUUAGCAUCAUCAUCAGACACCCACAGCCACAUAUCACUAUCACCUAAAAGAAAGAAAAAAUCCUUCCCUCCUGGAACCACCAUAGAUAAGUUUGUGAUAAAAACUAGCAGAUUAGAAAAAGAGUUAAUUGAUGAAAAAAAUUGCCCAGUUUGUUUAUGCAACGAACUCUUCUUUCCGUCUGACUGAGAACCCACAUUUCUUUAAUAUGGUUCAGUCACUGAGACCAGGAUACAGUCCACCCAGCAGAGCAGAUGUUGCAGGGAAACUGCUGGAUAAAGUGUAUGACAGAGAAAUGGAGCAAUGUGCAACAGCUCUGGAGGGUAGAAUUGUUAACCUAAGUAUUGAUGGGUGGAGUAAUGUCCACAAUGAUCCUAUUGUAUGUGCUUGUAUAACAGCAGAAGAAGGGAAAGUCUUCCUUGCACAAACAAUUGAUACGUCAGGAAAUGCGCACACAGCAGAAUACUUACAAGAAGUGGCAGUAAAAGCUAUAAUAACAUGUGAACAAAAAUUCAAAUGUCUAGUACGCAGUUUGGUCACAGACAAUGCUGCAAAUGUAUCUAAGAUGAGAAGAAAUUUAGAAGAGCAGGAAGGGAAUACAAAGCUAGUAACAUAUGGUUGCAGUGCUCAUUUGCUGCACCUCUUAGCCAAAGACUUAAGUGUUCCAGAAAUAAAGACUAAUGUUGUUGAAAUUGCUAAAUACUUCCGUAACAAUCACUUUGCUGCUGCAGCUCUGAAAAGGAUGGGUGGAACCAAGCUAACGCUCCCACAAGAUGUUAGAUGGAACUCUGUGGUGGACUGUUUUGAGCAGUAUAUCAAGAACUGGCCUAUUCUGAUGACAGUUUGUGAACAAAAUCGAGAUAAAAUAGAUGGCACUGUCACGGCCAAAAUCCUCAACAUUGGGCUUAAGAGAAAUGUUGAACAUAUGCUGAGCAUCCUGAAACCCAUCUCUGAAUCUUUAAACAAAAUACAGAAAAAUAGCUGUUUUAUUGCUGAUGCUGUUGAAAUUUGGAAGGAACUGAGUGAACACUUAAAAACAGAACUACACAUGGACAGAAUUAAAUUACAAGCAUUAAAAAAAAAAUGGGACAAGUACUGUCUCCAGCUCAUUUUUUGGCAAAUAUUGUCAAUAUCCAGUACCAGGGUCAAAACUUAAGUGCUGAGGAAGAGGAGUUAGCUAUGACAUGGGUAUCCAGCAAUCAUCCAUCUGUAAUGCCAACUAUAAUAAACUUCAAAGCUAAGGGGGAACCAUUCAAGAAAUAUAUGUUUGCUGAAGAUAUUUUAAAGAAAGUCACACCAGUGAACUGGUGGAAGUCACUUAAGCACUUGGAUUUAGAGACUGUUCAAGUAAUGAUUUCACUUUUAACAGCAGUAGCUUCUUCUGCAGGCGUUGAAAGAAUAUUCUAUUCCUUUGGACUCAUUCAUUCUAAAUUGAGAAAUCGUUUGGGACCCGAUAAAGCAGGAAAACUUGUUUUUCUUUUCCAGAUUAUGAACAAAGAAGAAGAUGAAGAUGAUGAGUGAGCUACAGAGGACAGUAUUUAAGUUUUUCAUGUGUAGGCUGGGCUGACAGUCUAAGUUUCUUAAAAUAUAUAUAUAUUGUUUAGCCAAAUAAGUUAACAAACAUGGAUGUUUGUUUAAGCAAAUAACAUAUGCUGUAAUGUUAUUGUUUCAGUUGAAUAAAUCUAUUUAAAUUGUU
Molecule: messenger RNA, 3913 nt
Organism: Hemicordylus capensis (graceful crag lizard)
Lineage: Eukaryota; Metazoa; Chordata; Lepidosauria; Squamata; Cordylidae
Exons: 2
Coding region: 2351-3373 (340 amino acids)
Source: RefSeq, a predicted model, not a curated record